AUGUCUGACCCGAUCCCUCCCUCAAAAACCACCUCGCUCAAGCGCAACUUCCAAAUGCACCCCUCCCUCCUCCGCUACGCCCUCCCUUUAUCCAAAUUCGCCCGUCUCCCCUCCAACGCAGGAGAACAAAUCUGGGUAGGGCUCAUCAUCGUCGGCAAGGGAGAGGUCCUCUCCCCUUCUGGACCGGAAGGAACCAAGCCCAAGCCCACGGCGCUUCUUGUCCGCCGGACCUCCUCCGAGCCCGCUACCGCUGUCAACUGCUGCUCUGAUCCCACUGUCGAGUCAGGCCCACUGAGCUCAGGCCAAAGCAUACAUGUCACGAGAGACACCGCCCGCCUGCCGAUAUUCGAAGACGGGUACGACCUCCCCUCCCUCCCCGCCGAAUUUGGGACAGACCAGACCCUCCUCGAGGCGGUAGAUCGGUGCGCCAGAGAAGUGACCGGAAAGGGGGCGAAGGAGAUCGUCAGGUUCUUGGGGAGAGGGGACUAUGAUCUUGUUUCGCCUGCAUCAGCUAGAAGUGUGGCGGAGGUGGCGGAGACGGGCGAAAAGACAUGUGCAGCUGCCGCUGUGGGCCGCGCGGUGAGGUACGAUUUCCUCGUCAAGCUCCAUCAGGGGGAGAUGGUGUUGCCUGAAGGGACGGAGGGGAAGUGGGAGGGCACGGAUGAGAGCUGGAGGGUGAUGAAGCGGGUUCCGGCGGCAACUGCGGCGGGAGCGGGGGCGGCGGUGUCAGAGUUAGAGGAAUGA
This is a messenger RNA of Dioszegia hungarica, 744 nucleotides long. RefSeq lists its product as uncharacterized. The transcript has a single exon. The record is from RefSeq and is a predicted model, not a curated record. The coding region runs from base 1 to 744 and encodes 247 amino acids. Lineage: Eukaryota; Fungi; Basidiomycota; Tremellomycetes; Tremellales; Bulleribasidiaceae.